Octopus sinensis (East Asian common octopus) is the source of this 965-nucleotide messenger RNA. Its product is annotated as centrosomal protein of 19 kDa. Gene Ontology annotation, biological process: trans-Golgi to periciliary membrane compartment transport; microtubule anchoring at centrosome. The record is from RefSeq and is a predicted model, not a curated record. NCBI's taxonomy places the organism in Eukaryota, Metazoa, Mollusca, Cephalopoda, Octopoda, Octopodidae. Bases 150 to 875 code for a protein of 241 amino acids. Gene Ontology annotation, cellular component: centriole; ciliary basal body; centrosome. The transcript is spliced from 2 exons.
AACGGACGUUAAACGAUGAUGAUGAUGAUGAGUUCAAUGAGGAUGAAAGGUGAAAGGUAACAUGAAUCUGGGUAGCUUCUUGAACUGAGGACACAAAGAGACAAGCAAAUAUUCCAAGAGUGAAAAACAAACAAAAUUUGGUUUUCAAAAUGGAAGAUCAUGAUGUAGUGUGCCACAAGUGUGGGAUACGGGUACGUCCACCGGCACUUAUUAUAACUUAUUCCUAUUCUUCGAGUGAGAAAAUCAGACGAAGGACCAUGCCUCUGCGCUUUUUCAAUGCUAAAUCCAAAAUAGAGACCAUCUCCGAAGAACUGCUGAACAACCCACGCCAUCAAAAGUUUGUCAAAAAACUUCCCCGCACACAGCUCGAGAACUUACUCAAUAUGCUAAAAGACUGCUUGAACGGUUCCACAAUCAAAGAGUAUGUUCAGAGAAAGCAAUUGGAAAAGCGUUUAUUAGUUAACCCCGACGAAGACUUAAACAAGCUUGGGGACGAAGAUCUGAACGCGAGGAAAGCCAUCAUGGAGAAACUUUUUGAGAAGAACGCAACAAAGCCAACAGACAAAGAUUUCAUCUACGAUAUUCAGAUCGAAUAUAGCAACUCGGAUGCUGAGCCCUGUAGCUGGGACUGCAUAUAUGAUGCCGACGCUAUAUCCGUUAUCGUAGGAACUGAUGAUAAACGCAACGGAAGUGACGAUGAAUUCGGGGGUGGUAGCGGAGGAAGCGGUGGUGGUGGUCGUGACAUCAAAAAGCACGACGGCGAUGAUGUUGUCAAUUACGAUACUGGUGAUGAUGAUUAUGAUCUCGAUGAUGAAGAUGACCACGACGACGAUAAGGACGAGGAUUCUGCAGCCAAUGCUGAUGAUGAAGCUUAAACUUUAUAUGUUAUUGCAAGCAAGUCAAUAGGCAUGGGUGUUUUUUUUUUAUUUUGUUUAUCUCGUCUUUUUUGUAUACUAUUGUAAAUG